Messenger RNA from Phasianus colchicus (ring-necked pheasant), 2134 nucleotides. It is a transcript of the gene PAH, whose product is annotated as phenylalanine hydroxylase. Gene Ontology annotation, molecular function: iron ion binding; phenylalanine 4-monooxygenase activity. The record is from RefSeq and is a predicted model, not a curated record. Gene Ontology annotation, biological process: L-tyrosine biosynthetic process; L-phenylalanine catabolic process. Lineage: Eukaryota; Metazoa; Chordata; Aves; Galliformes; Phasianidae.
CUUGCUCCACUUUAAAUACCUUUGCACACAGUUCUGGCCACCGUGGUAAGGUCAGAAGCUUUACCUGCAGUCUCUCUGUGUGAGCAUUGUCUCCUCUUCACCAUGGAUGCACAGCACUGCAAGAUGAAUGGAGACUCCUUCCAGGAGUCCAUGUACAUUGAAGAGUCCUCAAACAAAAAUGGUGUGAUUUCUUUGAUUUUCUCUUUGAAAGAAGAAGUUGGGGCACUGGCUAAAGUUCUGCGCACAUUUGAGGAAAAAGGCAUAAAUCUGACUCACAUUGAAUCUCGACCUUCUCGUCUCAAUAAAGAUGAAUAUGAAUUCUUCAUUAACUUGGAAGGCAAUAAUGUCCCAGCAUUGGACAAGAUCAUCAAGUCCUUAAGAAAUGAUAUUGGAGUAACAGUGCAUGAGCUCUCACGGACAAAAAAGAAGGACACUGUGCCGUGGUUCCCAAGAAGUAUUCAGGAGCUGGACAGAUUUGCCAAUCAGAUCCUAAGUUAUGGAGCGGAGCUGGAUGCUGACCAUCCUGGAUUCAAAGAUCCUGUGUACCGGGCCCGGAGGAAGGAGUUUGCAGACAUUGCCUACAACUACAGACAUGGUCAACCUAUUCCUCGAGUUACCUAUACGGAAGAAGAAAAGAAAACUUGGGGCACUGUCUUCAGAGAGCUGAAGAAUCUCUAUCCAACUCAUGCUUGUUAUGAACACAACCAUGUCUUCCCACUGCUGGAGAAGUACUGUGGCUACCGGGAGGAUAACAUUCCCCAGCUUGAAGAUGUUUCAAAGUUCUUGCAGACCUGCACUGGAUUUCGCCUGCGUCCUGUUGCAGGCUUGCUCUCCUCUCGGGAUUUCUUGGCUGGACUGGCAUUCCGAGUAUUUCACUCUACACAGUAUAUUCGCCAUGCAUCCAAACCUAUGUACACACCAGAGCCUGAUAUUUGCCAUGAGCUACUAGGACAUGUACCUCUUUUUGCUGAUCCCAGUUUUGCUCAGUUUUCCCAGGAAAUUGGACUGGCAUCUCUGGGAGCUCCAGAUGAUUUCAUCGAGAAACUUGCUACGGUUUAUUGGUUUACUGUUGAGUUUGGACUAUGUAAGGAAGGAGAUUCACUAAAGGCAUAUGGUGCUGGGCUGCUGUCUUCAUUUGGGGAGCUGCAGUACUGUUUAUCAAGUAAGCCUGAGAUUCGGCCUCUCGUCCUGGAGAACACUUCUGUGCAGAAUUACUCUGUUACUGAGUUCCAGCCUAUCUACUUUGUUGCUGAAAGUUUUAAUGAUGCAAAGGAAAAGCUAAGGAAAUUUGCCCAAACAAUCCCUCGUCCUUUCUCUGUUCGGUACAAUCCCUACACCCAGAGGAUCGAAGUCUUGGACAAUGCAAAGCAGCUGAAGAACUUAGCUGACACUAUCAACAGUGAGAUGGGGAUCCUCUGCAAUGCCCUCCAGAAGAUCAAAUGAAGAUUUUCUGUAGCUCUUGCAAAUCACUGGCUACAUAGAAGAAGAAGUCAUGUGCAAAAAUGCCAGUCUUCACCUAGCUUCAGUUUAUUAUCUUCCUGUGUACUGCAUGCCUAUGUCAUAUAUCUUAAUUAUCAGUAGAUUAGCAGAGAAAGAAACUUGCCUCUUUUGGCCUUCAGAUACUAAUCCAUUUUUUUCUCAUUAAAGCAUAAAAAUAAUCUUAGUUCUGGGAAUCUAGGGAAACUCUCCACAUAUAUUGUAACAAAAUUAUCAGAAGGGGGAAAUCUCAACCAUCCAGUGCUACGGCCUGUUACAACCAUGGGGCUGCAUUACCACACUUGGCCCAGUAAAAGAAUAGUAAUGACCAACACAGAGUAAUCCAUCUUUUUUUUUUCUUUUUUUCCUCUCACAGUCAUUCUCCCCUCAGUUCCUCACAUUUGUGCAUGUUUCCCAUGAAAUGCUGAACUCUAUAUGCUUCAGUAGUCUGCAUGCUGCCUGGCCAUGUAAACCAUGACUUCCCUUGGUGAAACUGUACCUCUUCUCUUACACAUGAACACCUCCAUCCUGAAAUAAUACUUUUUUUUUUCCUUCAGAAUUUGAUGUUGCCAUUGAUUAAAAGCACAGAUGCUAGUGGAAAAGACAGCAAGUAUGCUGCAGCUUCAUUAACAGAAAUCUAUCACCAUGCAAAAAUAUA